AUGGAGUUCAAAGGGGAAGAAAAUACAUCCACAACAGUCAGUAAACGAUUGUAUUGCAAAGAAUCCAAUGGUAUAUUAGAGAAAGUUAACAGUUCACUGACAAGCAAAGACUGGCUGAUCAUUUGUCAUGAUAUCACAGAUGCUCUCGCUCACAUUCACUCCAAAGGCUUUCUUCAUUGUGGUCUCAAAUCAAACAAUGUUCUUGUAACUGAUAAACAUGGCCAAAUUAUAGACUUUGGAAAGGCCUGUGACAGUUCAUUUCCCCCUGCAAAGAAGUACACUUUUCAAUAUAGGCACAUUGCUCCUGAAGUUCUGAAUGGCACCCAUUGUAGCAAAGCCAGUGAUGUUUAUUCCCUUGGCCAAAUCCUGCAUGAAGUAGCUACAAAGCAAGAAAUUCCAAUGUUACUUGUCAAUGCUCAAAAAUGCUUGGACAGCAACACCACAAGGAGACCAACAACAAAAGGACUAAUGGCAUCACUGGCCUCUUUAAUAUGUAGCCUCUAG
Molecule: messenger RNA, 504 nt
Organism: Pocillopora verrucosa
Lineage: Eukaryota; Metazoa; Cnidaria; Anthozoa; Scleractinia; Pocilloporidae
Source: RefSeq, a predicted model, not a curated record